Molecule: messenger RNA, 894 nt
Organism: Oppia nitens
Lineage: Eukaryota; Metazoa; Arthropoda; Arachnida; Sarcoptiformes; Oppiidae
Exons: 2
Coding region: 133-894 (253 amino acids)
Cellular component (GO): membrane
Molecular function (GO): G protein-coupled receptor activity
Source: RefSeq, a predicted model, not a curated record
GAUAACAAUUCAUAUAAUUUACUAUUUUUGGCGUUCAAUCCAUUAAACUGUAAUUCAUGGCAUAGAUCACGGUUUGAAUUCAAAUGGCUUUUGGAUAAUAAACAUUUAUAUGAGAAGCAAGUAUUGGACACUAUGUGUCCAAAUGGACAAACUAUUUGGCAGUUUGACUGGAAAUUUGAAACAUCAACAACAACGACAAAUAGUUUACCAACAAAACAGUCAACAAUUAACAACAUAACAACACCAGAAACUAUUACCACUACAAUCAUACCAAUAACAACUACACUGUCCACUACAACAUUGACUACAGUGUGGACCAGUAGCUCAUUGAAAACGACUGUUUCCGAAAAGUUUUGUAACAAUGACGGCACAUAUGAUGGUCAAUACGGUAUAGAGGAAUGGCCUGCUGUGGACAGGGGUCAGUACUCGAUUGUUAACUGUUCACAAGGCAUAGGAAUGAUUAGAUGGAAAUGUUUGGACAAUGGAUUGUUUGACGAGAGAGGACCAGUUUUAGAGGACUGUUGGUUGGAUGAGUUGGUCGAUAAAAAUAUGACAACUGUUGACGAGGUUAUGGAUUCAAUUGAUUUAAUAACAAAUAAUACAAAAGAAGACGAUUCGUUGAAAACCAUCGAAGGACUCGAAAAAGUUAUCAAAGUUGUCACCAAAAUGAUUGACUUUUUGAAUACUAAUGAAAAUAUAACUGAUCCCACAAUUGCAGACAAAAUAGGAAAUAGUUUUGUYCAAUUGUUUAGCCAAUUGAUUGAUCAGUCUAUUGCUUGGACGAGUGGCACCGAUAGCCAGAAAGUGGACAUUGCAUCGCAAGUGUUAAUGUACAUYCAAUUSAGUGCCUUUCAACCAAUUGUUUUCUCAAUUCAACGAUUGAAACAAAAAUAA